Molecule: messenger RNA, 2633 nt
Organism: Theobroma cacao (cacao)
Lineage: Eukaryota; Viridiplantae; Streptophyta; Magnoliopsida; Malvales; Malvaceae
Product: vacuolar sorting-associated protein (DUF946)
Source: RefSeq, a predicted model, not a curated record
UCUUUAAAACACAAGUUGAACCCGUCUUCCAAUCAUUUUUGUCCUCCGGGAAAGACCUGUCUUAAUUUAUUCCUUCAAGAGAGAGAGAGAGAGAGAGAAAGAGAGAGGGAUUGUUAGAAACUCUCUCUUCUUCCUUCCCUCUUCUCUGUUUCUCUCGGAGUUGUUCUUCCUUAUGUAUGAAAAGAAAGUUGAAGAGGGUCGAAAAGGGUGAUCUUAUUGAAGAUAAUUUGUGGGGUUUUGGUGGGUUUUUGAGAUUGUUAAAGUUUUGCAUGGUUAAGAUGCUGGGGUGUGAAUGCUUUUGUUGGCACAGAGGAGGUGGUGAAGAGUUACCUUUGCCUCGGCCUCAGCCUUUCUCUUUGCCUUCUCCAAUUCCAGAAUGGCCUCCAGGUCAAGGAUUUGCUACUGGAAAAAUAAACCUAGGAGAAUUAGAAGUGGUUCAAAUUACUAAGUUUGAGAGUGUUUGGAGCUGCAAUUUGUUGCGUGGUAAAUCGAAAGGUGUCACAUUUUAUAAACCUGUGGGGAUUCCGGAUGGAUUUUUCUGUCUCGGUCAUUACUGUCAACCAAAUGACCAGCCACUGAGAGGGUAUGUUCUUGUCGCUUGUGAAAGGGUAGCUUCCAGUACAGAAGUUUAUUGUGACUAUGACUCAGAUUCAGACCUUCCAGCGCUCACAAAGCCUGUUAACUAUUCAUUGAUUUGGAGCACAGAUGCACAUGGUAAUGGUUGUGGUUUCUUCUGGCUGCCAAACCCACCAGUGGGUUAUAAAGCCAUGGGAGUUUUGGUUACCGACACGCCAGAGGAGCCUAAUGUGGAAGAAGUUAGAUGUGUUCGAGAUGACCUUACGGAGACUUGUGAAAUUAGUGAUACCAUACUUGCCAGUGCUUCAAACCCAUUUCAGGUUUGGAACACGAGACCAUGCAGAAGAGGAAUGUUUUGCAAAGGUGUUUCUGUUGGGACAUUCUUCUGCAGCACCUACUUUGUUUCUGAAGAAGAAGAGUUAGAGAUCUCAUGCUUGAAGAAUCUAGACCCCACACUACACGCGAUGCCAAAUCUAAACCAGAUUCAUGCACUCAUCAAACACUAUGGUGCAACAGUUUUCUUUCAUUCUGAUGAAGAUUGUAUGCCGUCAUCAGUUCAAUGGUUUUUCAAAAAUGGAGCACUUCUAUAUGAAUAUGGUAACCCUAAAGGUGAACCUAUUGAUUGUUGGGGUUCUAACUUGCCCAGUGGAGGGACAAAUGAUGGCACAUUUUGGAUAGAUUUGCCUGCAGAUGAUUAUGCAAGAAAUUAUGUAAAGAAAGGAAAUUUAGAGAGUGCAGAGCUCUAUGUUCACGUAAAACCAGCGUUAGGAGGAACAUUUACUGACAUUGUGAUGUGGAUAUUUUGCCCCUUCAAUGGACCAGCCAACCUUAAGAUUGGGUUAAUGAGCAUACAAAUGAACAAAAUUGGGGAACAUGUGAGUGACUGGGAACACUUCACUCUCCGGAUAAGCAACUUCACUGGAGAACUGUGGCAAGGAUACUUCUCACAGCAUAGCGGUGGUGAGUGGGUUGACGCUUUCAACUUGGAAUUUAUUGAAGGUAAUAAGCCAAUUGUUUACUCAUCCAAACACGGGCAUGCUAGUUUUCCACAUCCCGGGACUUACCUGCAAGGGUCAGUUAAACUUGGAAUAGGAAUUAGGAAUGAUGCUGCCCGAAGCAAAUACUAUGUGGAUUCAAGCACUAGGUAUCAGAUUAUUGCAGCUGAGUAUCUCGGGGAUGGAGUAGUUACAGAACCAUGUUGGUUGGAUUACAUGAGAGAGUGGGGUCCUACCAUAGUAUAUGAUUCAAGAUCUGAACUAGAUAAGAUAAUUAAUCUGCUGCCAUUGUUUGUUCGAUUUUCAGUGGAGAACAUCUUUGACCUGUUUCCGACUGAGCUUUAUGGGGAGGAAGGGCCAACUGGACCAAAGGAGAAGGAUAACUGGGUAGGAGAUGAAAGAUGGUAGCCGAAGUUUCAGCUUAUAUACCUUUUCACGACCGUCCCUGCUUUCGAGUGUACAGUCAUACUGGCAUGGUUUUGGUGUAUUCAUGGACCUGCAAAAGCCGGAUUAAGCAGAUUGCUUUACCGUGUAAAGUUGGCAGAAACGGUGAUUAUAUUUCUUCUUUGAAAACAAAGGAUGCACUCAUGCUCCUGUCAUAAUUUGGUUUGGGGACAACACCAUUGACAUUCAUGUGUCAAUUUCAGAACAUCACAUUCAUGUGUCAAUUUCAGAGGUUCUAUGCGUCUACGCAGCAUGCUUCUCUUACUACAUACAAAUUCGUCGAGGUGCAUAGAAUGUAGCUUCUGAUGCAACUGGAGCGCUCGCAUCACAAUGAUAAAGAAGUCAUAAGUAACAUAAAAAUUCUGCAUUUGCCAUUCAUUCUAGUGAUUCUUAAAUAUGGUGUUAUGCUUGUAGCUUCUGUGAUAGUGCUUUUGCUUGUAAGUGACUUGCAGAUAUGCCAUGGAAAUCUAUGAAUUUGAUGUGCAAAUUUGAAUUUGAAAAAAGGGCAAAAAGAAAAGCUAAAGCUCUCAAGAAAUCUGUCGUGUUUGGUCAAUUCUUGUGAUUGUCCCUGUUAUUUUCCAUGUCUUAUUCACCAAUAAAGGUAAUGCAUAAGAUGGC